AAUCAGAACGCGGCGGAGCGGCGCUAGAAGCAACCUCGCACGUCACCGGCAGCGAGCAACGACGACCUGGCACUUCUCCUCGGCCCGCACGCAUGCUGCUCUACCACAUGCAUAUAUACCACCUGCCUCAGAGGCUCAGAUGGACGCCAAGCGAGAGGCCAAGCUGCGGUUUCGAUCGCAGCCCUACCUGUUGAUAAUUCAGAAGCGUCGAUGUCAGUAGGCAAGAAGCCGUCGCCGUCGACGUCGCGGCACGACGCGGAGGAGGCCGUCCAAGAAGUAGAGAGAGGAGACAACAGCGGCGGGGACGUCGCCGUGAUGCAGCGGACCGAGAGCAGCAGCAGAAGCGGCGGGAAGAAGGCGGCCGAUCAGCGGCGGUACAGCCGGUGCUUCUCGGGGCUGGAGAUCAGCAUCGGUCCGGGCCCGCUCAAGGACGUCGACGCCGGGAAGCUCAAAGGCCAGAUCAGGAAGUGGGCCAGGGCCGUCGUGGGCUACGCGCGCCAGCUCAGCUUCGGCUCGCCGAGGUCCUCCCCUCGCAAGUCCGGGGACGGCGCCACGCCGAAGUCGGCGGCCGUCCGGUCCAAGUCUGGCCUCGGCGGUGCCAGGGGCGGCCCUCCCUCGGCCGAGCUGCCACCGUGAAAGCUUUGGUAGCUUACAAGAGUACUCCUUGACCGGUCGGUUGCGUGUGACCAUGUAGAGUUAUGCAGCUUCUUCCUUUCUUCCUCCUAUCUUAUAACAGUAAAAAUUUAUUUGAUUUGUUUUCCCAUGCUUGGCUUGAUUAUCUCUUUCGGUUGAGUAA
Messenger RNA from Triticum urartu, 796 nucleotides. RefSeq lists its product as uncharacterized. The record is from RefSeq and is a predicted model, not a curated record. NCBI's taxonomy places the organism in Eukaryota, Viridiplantae, Streptophyta, Magnoliopsida, Poales, Poaceae.